GGCCAGAUCUAGCAGAUAGCUGAUGCGAGAACUUUGCUGACUUAAGAAAGCUGAGUGUAACACCAACAGACUUCAGUGAAAGAAAAUAUCCCUCCAAGCAACUCAUACAGAGACAACUUUUGGUAGCUUUAAAUUAACCUGUUGCUCACCUGCAAAGACACAGCUAUUAUUUCUUUCAGCACACAUGGAGGAAAGCAACAAACUUUGUAACCCUGGCUAAUAAGACUGUGGCUUUCUUAUCCAAAGUAGGAGGUAGGCCAAUUACAAAAGGAUUUUUUUAUAUUUAGCCUCCAGGACUUUAACGCUGGCCUGAACAAUGGACAUAAAUAGAAGCCAAUUUUAAUGACCUGAGAUUUUGCUACCUGUUCUUUAUUAUUGUUAGCAGUUCUUUAACACUUUGGUACUUUACUUCUUUAAAUUAGAAAUGGGUUUGUGGACUAGAAUGUGGCCCACAGAUUGGGCUAUUCUGAUGAAAUCAUGGCUUAUUUUUUCCCUGGGGCUGUACAUGCAGGUGUCCAAAACUUUGGCCUGCCCAAAAGUGUGCCGCUGCGACCGAAACUUUGUCUAUUGCAAUGAGCGAAGCUUGACCUCAGUGCCUCUUGGGAUACCGGAGGGUGUAACCGUCCUCUACCUCCAUAAUAACCAAAUUAAUAACGCUGGAUUUCCUGCAGAGUUGCACAAUGUCCAGUCUGUGCACACGGUCUACCUGUAUGGCAAUCAAUUAGAUGAAUUCCCCAUGAACCUGCCCAAGAAUGUCAGGGUUCUUCAUCUGCAGGAAAACAACAUUCAGACCAUUUCACGGGCUGCCCUUGCUCAGCUUUUGAAGCUGGAAGAGCUGCACCUGGAUGACAAUUCCAUCUCCACUGUUGGCGUUGAGGAUGGGGCAUUCCGGGAAGCCAUCAGCCUCAAGCUUCUGUUUUUAUCCAAGAAUCACUUAAGCAGCGUACCAGUAGGCCUUCCGGUGGACUUACAAGAACUUCGCGUAGAUGAAAACCGAAUUGCUGUCAUUUCAGACCUGGCCUUCCAGAAUCUUACAAGUCUGGAGCGCCUGAUUGUGGAUGGCAAUCUCCUUACUAAUAAAGGCAUAGCUGAAGGUACCUUCAGCCACCUCUCCAAGCUCAAGGAAUUCUCAAUUGUGCGGAAUUCAUUGACCUACCCUCCUCCCGAUCUUCCAGGUACACAUCUGCUAAGGCUCUACCUGCAGGACAACCAGAUAACCCAUAUACCGCUUACAGCCUUUUCAAACCUCCACAAACUGGAACGUCUUGAUAUUUCCAACAAUCAACUUCGGAUGUUGGUAAAGGGGGUAUUUGAUAAUCUCCACAACCUGAGGCAACUCACUGUAAGGAAUAAUCCAUGGUUGUGUGAUUGCAGUAUUAAGUGGGUCACUGAAUGGCUCAAAUUUAUUCCUGCUUCCAUCAAUGUACGGGGUUUUAUGUGCCAGGGACCAGAGCAGGUCCGAGGCAUGGCAGUCAGGGAGCUUAAUAUGAAUAUGUUGUCAUGCCCCACCACCACUCCUGGCCUGCCACUUACCAUCACCCCAGUCCCAGCAACAGCCAUGCCAACUACAUUAGUUCCCACCUCAUCAGUUCCUCCCCCAGGUAGCAAAUAUAAUCCUCUCAGUCCCACCAUAGCCACACUCCCCACUGUGCCUGACAGGGAGGACAGAGAAAGGGUGACACCUCCUAUAUCUGAACGGAUUCAACUCUCCAUCCAUUUUGUGAAUGACACUUGCAUCCAAGUUAACUGGAUGUCCGUUUUUACCGUGAUGGCAUAUAAAAUUACAUGGGUUAAAAUGGGCCAUAGUCUGGUAGGAGGAAUUGUUCAGGAACGCAUAGUUAGCGGUGAGAAGCAACACUUAAGCUUGGUAAAUCUGGAGCCCAAAUCCACCUAUCGGAUUUGUUUGGUUCCACUGGAUACUUACAACAAUUACCGAACUGGAGAAGACACUGUCUGUUCAGAAGCCACAACCAAGGCUUCCUUUUUGAGCAAUGGCAGCAACAUCCCCUCCAGCCAUGAGCAGACGACUUCUCAGAACCUGGGCUCCCCAUUUCUGCUGGCAGGGUUGAUAGGGGGUGCAGUGAUAUUUGUCCUCGUGGUCCUGCUCAGCAUUUUUUGCUGGCACAUGCACAAAAAAGGGCGUUACACCUCCCAGAAGUGGAAAUAUAACCGGGGCCGUCGGAAAGAUGACUAUUGUGAGGCAGGGACCAAGAAGGACAACUCCAUCCUGGAGAUGACGGAAACCAGCUUCCAGAUUGUCUCCUUAAAUAAUGAUCAGCUCCUUAAAGGAGAUUUCAGACUGCAGCCCAUUUAUACCCCAAAUGGGGGCAUUAACUACACAGACUGCCACAUCCCCAACAACAUGCGAUACUGCAACAGCAACGUCUCAGACCUGGAGCACUGUCAUACGUGAUAGUGAAGGGAGAUGGGGGUGUCUAGGACAAAAAGGAAAAACUCUGGAAAAAGUAACCUCCCAACAACAAUGAAAAAAUUACAUUUGAUAAAUGUUACCCAGAUGCAUUUAUGCAUUUGAAUACUCUGUAAUUUAUACGGUGUACUAUAUAAUGGGAUUUAAAAAAAGUGCUAUCUUUUCUAUUUCAAGUUAAUUGCAAAUGGUUUUGUAACUCUUUGCUUUUUAAAUCUUUAAAAAAUAUUGCUAAGUACUGUACAGGGUUGUACAAUAAGAACCCAAUGUCAUGGCAAAGGAAAGAAUGACUCAUUCUUCAAAUAUUAACCACUUUGCUGUCGAAGCUGUCUGAGGGAUGUUAAGUUUCUAGGUGUCCUGUAGUACAGGAAAUAAGUGCAUAUUAAAACAGGGUCACUAGGAACAGACAAAAGCAAUUCAGAUAAAAUGGGUGCAAACCUUCUGACUUGAACUUGGCAGUUGCUGUUGAACUUCAAACAAUUGGAAAUAUUUCUGUUCCCCUUUGUCAGUUCUGCAUUUCCUACCUCCAACUGAAAACUGGAGUUCUGAGUGCUACCAAAAAGGUCACUUUACUGUUUAAUUACUUUUCUCCCAAUUUACUUGGAAUAGGAAAGGUAGGGACAGCUCAGUGUUAAACUUAAAGGGACCUUGGUUCCUAUUUGCAAAAGAUACUCUGAAAGUG
This is a messenger RNA of Antrostomus carolinensis (chuck-will's-widow), 3107 nucleotides long. RefSeq names its product fibronectin leucine rich transmembrane protein 2 (gene FLRT2). Bases 425 to 2413 code for a protein of 662 amino acids. Lineage: Eukaryota; Metazoa; Chordata; Aves; Caprimulgiformes; Caprimulgidae. The transcript has a single exon. The record is from RefSeq and is a predicted model, not a curated record. Gene Ontology annotation, molecular function: protein binding.